AUAUAUGUCAUGAAAAUAGCUUAGGCUACGCUAAGAGUUGCACACCACACUAAAACAUUACACACUUAUAUUGCGAUUGCUUGAUGCAUAUACCUGAUCUCAAAGAGCAGCCUGUUGUUAAGCAGCAGCCCUGUCUUGAUGCUUUUGAAUUCUACAGUAUUGCUUCCAUGACCUCCAGUAUUAACCAGUGAGAAGUUGAGAUCCUAACAGCUACAUCUUAUAAAUUCCUGGAUGAGGUCAUUGUUGAUAUUAACAUAGAGGUUUGGAUCAUAUCCUGCUGGGUUUUUUUCUUCUGAGCUCCACUUGCUUUUUAAGGAGCGUCAACGGCACGUCUGGUACCUCGGCUAAAAACUUACUGUUGGGCGCAUCACUGUGGAGAGAGGAGGGUGCAUAUUUUACGCUUGGAGAUAGGGCCGAGGAGCUACUCUACUUCCACCAUGACUGAACGCUUUGACUGUUACUAUUGCCGUGACAACCUGCAUGGGAAGAAGUAUGUGAUGAAGGAUGAGAAGCACGUGUGUACAAAGUGCUUCGACAAACUCUGUGCCAACACAUGCGCCGAAUGCCGUCGCCCCAUUGGGGCUGAUGCCAAGGAGCUGAACCAUAAGAACCGUCACUGGCACGAGGACUGCUUCCGCUGUGCCAAGUGCUACAAGCCCCUGGCUAACGAGCCCUUCGGCGCCAGGGACGACGGAAAGAUCAUGUGUGGCAAGUGUGGCUCCCGCGAGGAUGGCAACCGGUGCCAGGCCUGCUACAAGGUGGUCAUGCCAGGCACGCAGAAUGUGGAGUAUAAGAACAAGGUGUGGCAUGAGGAGUGCUUCACCUGCUUCGAGUGCAAGCAACCAAUCCGCUCGCAGAGCUUCCUGAACAAGGGCGACGACAUAUUCUGCGGCCCGUGCCACGAGAAGAAAUUUGCCAAGAAAUGCUUCCACUGCAAGCAGCCCAUCACCACAGGUGGUAUAAGCUACCAGGACCAGCCCUGGCACUCCGAGUGCUUUGUGUGUCAUACAUGCCGUAAGGGCCUGGCCGGAACCCGCUUCACCUCCCAUGAGGAGCAUGUCUACUGUGUGGACUGCUACAAGACCUCCGUGGCCAAGCAGUGCAACGGCUGCAAGAAUCCCAUCACAGGGUUUGGCCAUGGGACCAAUGUGGUGAACUACGAGGGUCACUCCUGGCACGAGAACUGCUUCAAUUGCAAGAAAUGCUCCCUCUCCCUGGCCAACAAGCGCUUUGUCAUCAACGGAGAGGACAUCUACUGCCCUGACUGUGCUAAGAAGCUGUGAGCAUAGCCAGCAACGGGGCCAAAUAAGUGCCCUGUCUCAUUCAUGUUGGGGGCAGAACAUAAACGGGAUAAGCCAACUAACUCAAAUUAAGUGGCCAAUCAAGAGUUUAAAAGAGAAAGCAUGUAUUAGGUUAAUCACCUGAAUGAAAUCUAACAGCAGUUGAAUAUGAAUCUUGUUCCACUGUUUUCUGUCAUUGUUUAAUACUAACACACCAAGUGGUUUGUUUUUUUGGCCUACAAUAUGUAAUACUAACACGCUUGGGUCAAAUUCAGAACUCUGCAUAAUCAUUAGGGAAUGCCCUUUUCAGCGCCUUACUGUUACAUGCUUCCUGUUGCUUCUUGAAUCAUAUACUAGCUAAGUAAUCAGUCAUGGUGUCUCUGAAGUGAUGCGUUUGAAGAGCUGUUGAGGGUUUUGUGUAUAGUGCUUCAAUAAUCAGUAUGGACAAACUAGGUCUUCGUAGGUAUCAAAGUGUUAUGCUCAGAAAGUCUAAUCAUGUACUCAGCUUUUUGAAGUGAAGUUUAAGAUGUGAAUGCACAUUAUUGAUCAAUAAAGGUAAGCUCCAAAA
Salvelinus fontinalis (brook trout) is the source of this 1848-nucleotide messenger RNA. Its product is annotated as four and a half LIM domains protein 1-like. Lineage: Eukaryota; Metazoa; Chordata; Actinopteri; Salmoniformes; Salmonidae. The transcript is spliced from 6 exons. The coding region runs from base 438 to 1283 and encodes 281 amino acids. Gene Ontology annotation, molecular function: transmembrane transporter binding. Gene Ontology annotation, biological process: muscle organ development. The record is from RefSeq and is a predicted model, not a curated record.